This is a messenger RNA of Suillus subaureus, 333 nucleotides long. RefSeq lists its product as uncharacterized. Lineage: Eukaryota; Fungi; Basidiomycota; Agaricomycetes; Boletales; Suillaceae. The record is from RefSeq and is a predicted model, not a curated record. The transcript is spliced from 6 exons. Bases 1 to 333 code for a protein of 110 amino acids.
AUGUAUCAUUACCUUACUGUCACAUAUGUGGAAUGUGAAACGGCACUGUGGCAGACAUGUGACAUGGGAAAACCACACUUUUUUGCCUGUGGACAUCUAGUAUCUGUUGAUUUUGGCCCAAUUUUCGCGCACCACAUCUCUGAGAGUCACAAAUACCAGAAAGAGUAUGGGUACACAAACUCAGUAGGUACAGGAUGUGUUGAUGGUCACCUUGCUAUCCUUGUCAUCUUACCCACAUCCCUUGUUGUCAUCAAAGCCUUCAUGUGGUUCAUUUAUAACAGACAGAACAAACCUCGCCUUCCUCCUGGCCCAGUGCCGCUCCCACAUCAGUGA